CAAUUAUUGACGUACAAGAAUAUGAAAAAUUCACCAACCAAGCUCCAAACAUUUCUCGUACGCGUGUGUGGUGGUGUGGUCUUGUAGUUGUGCUUGCUGACAAGGUGCUGCCUCAUAUCUUGCAUCCAUAAAAUCAAUAUAGUGGGUUGGUUAGACAGCAAUGUUUGGUAAAGGCAGGAAGAGGAGCCAUAGGACCCGUGAUGAGGGUACUGGAGGCUUGUCCUCUGGGUCCGGCUCUAAACAGCAUGGAAAUAAAUCAGAGAAGAAGAAACGUAUUAAUGCCUUAGGAGUAGACAGCCAGCUGGAAGAGCGCAGGCUGGAAAAACUCAUAUUUGGCGAUGCAUCUGAUGUUGUUGCCAAUUUGGACACUGCGGAUGACCUUGACCUGGACUUUGAUGAGGUUCCAGAAGUUACCUCUAGUAGAAUCAGAGCUACUAAACAACCAAAUAUAUCAGCUUCGGCUCCAUCUGAGGAUGACUCCGGUGUGGAGAUGGGUGAUUCAAGCCCAUCAACAAGUGAUGAUGACAAGAAAAGAGAACCAGUAUGGAUGGAUGAAGAUGAUGAUGCUAUUCAGGUGAAGCAAGCAUUUCAAUCACAGGGAAGAAAACUUCACGAUGCUUCAGGAAGCCGGGAUUCUUACUCAGGCUUCCUGAAGGGUAAAUAUGAGGCUCUCAUGGGUACUCCGCGAUGGGCUGAGCUUGGAGCAACCUCAAUUAGAAAGUGUGACACUGAUUCAGAUGAUGAUGACGAUGUUAUGCAGCACUCUGGUCCGUUUCUUCACCAUCACCGCUCUCAAAAUCUUGGGAAAGGGCUGCUUGAAUCAAAACAUCUGAGGGAUUUGAAUGUGGAUUCUAAUGCAGAAGGUCCAAUCAUCUCUGCUACUGAGUUUCAUCCAUCUUCAACUGUAUCUCUUGUAGCUGGGUUGGGUGGGGCUGUUUCCAUUGUCCAAGUUGAUGGAAAAUCCAAUACUAAACUACAAACUGUUCAGUUUGAAAGAUUCCCCAUUAGAUGUGCACAUUUUUCCAAUGAUGGAACCCAAUUUCUUGUUGGGUCUCAACAUCAUGGCCACUUUUUUGUCUAUGAUAUGAUGGAGGGACGCUCAAUUAAAGUUCCUAUAAGUCACACAUCUGAAGUAACCAACAUGAAGAAUUUUACAAUGUCACCAGAUGGCCGCUUGAUUGCAGCACUUGGAAGAUUUGGUCAUAUUCAUCUUAUCACAGCUCAAAGCAAGGAGUGGCUUGGUAGUUUGAAAAUGAAUGGUGAUGUUAAAGCUAUUAGUUUUAACAAAGAUGGUUCACGAUUGUAUUCUCAUGGAGAUGGUGGUGAGGUUUAUGUUUGGGACAUGCAUUCUCGAAGCUGUAUUCAUCGCUUUACUGAUGAUGGAUGUAUUGUUGGAACAAGUUUAGCUGUGUCACCAAAUGGUCAAUAUCUUGCUUGUGGAUCAUCCUCUGGAGUCGUAAAUAUUUAUGAAGGGACCAGUAUUUAUUCUUCAGCAGCACCUCAACCAGUGAAAAUUGCCUUAAAUUUAGUUACUCAAAUUUCAUCUUUAAAAUUCAAUGCUACCUCAGAAGUGUUAGCCAUGGCAUCAGUUGACAAAGAAAAUGCUGUGAGACUGAUGCAUUUUCCGUCCAUGACCGUCUUUUCCAACUUUCCUCAUGUUGCUGAAAAUGUCAUGAGACCUCAGUGCCUUGACUUCUCUCCACACAGUGGCUUCUUAUCCCUAGGCAACAAUAGAGGGCGAGCUCUCCUGUACAGGUUAAAGCAUUUUGGAAACUAUUAAAGCAAAUUUAAUAUAGCUACUUUUUUAUAUACUUACCUCAUGGUUGGUCGCACCUUCGGAAGGGAUAAAUGACUGCAAAUUCAAUGUAAAAAGAUUUUUAAAACAUCUAAUUGUUUUUCUUUCCACACUUUUCUUAUCAAAUAAUAGUUAGUGUGAUUUAUGGUCAUAUGUAUUCUUGUAUGAUAUAUGACCAUAUGCGACUAAAACAUUUUUCAUGGACUGUGUUGAACUUAUCUCUGUCAACUCAAUUCCUCUUACAGCCAAAAAGUUGUAUGUUUCUUUUAUCUUACUUCGGUUAGUGGUUUUUAUGAUAAUAUCCAUUUGUGGAAUCCAAAUGUCGCUUAAAUAUUAAUACAUAUAUGAGGCUUGCAUAUGGAAUUGUUAUAGAAUUUAUACUCUGUUCACAAAUUACUAACUAUUUGCACAGAACAAUCUGCAUGCAAGCUGAAAAAAAUAUAACAAAUGCAUAAGAAGAUAUUGUGAUAUAUGUACAUGGUUUCCUUAACCUACCUACUAUUUGCUGUACCUGGCUGUGAGCUACUUUUUUUGAAAAUCGAUUAAUUGAAUAAAAUGUAAUUUCAAUCUUUUCAA
This is a messenger RNA of Frankliniella occidentalis (western flower thrips), 2371 nucleotides long. It is a transcript of the gene wcd, whose product is annotated as U3 small nucleolar RNA-associated protein 18 homolog. Gene Ontology annotation, molecular function: protein binding. The coding region runs from base 161 to 1780 and encodes 539 amino acids. Gene Ontology annotation, biological process: rRNA processing. Gene Ontology annotation, cellular component: small-subunit processome; Pwp2p-containing subcomplex of 90S preribosome. The transcript is spliced from 10 exons. The record is from RefSeq and is a predicted model, not a curated record. NCBI's taxonomy places the organism in Eukaryota, Metazoa, Arthropoda, Insecta, Thysanoptera, Thripidae.